UUUUUGUAAUGGUUAUUUGUUCCAUUAUUAGUGCAACUAUUUUCUUUUAUGAAUGAUGAAACUAUUUUUUACUAUGACAUCUUAUCAAUUAUUGUUUUUUUUUUUUCAUUGAUGUGGUCGUAUCUAAUUAUUGAUAGCAAAUUUAUGUUGAGAAAAAAGUUAUGCAGAAAAUUUUUCUUAACUAAUUUAUACUAUAUAUAAAUAAUUACCAAUUUCUCACUUUUUUUCCUACCCGUAUUUGUUGAAAUAUAAAAACCCAAAUUUCCUCAUCCCAUUUUUUUCACUUUUACCACUUAUCAUUGUGGAUGGUCUAAGUCUUUUGUUUUUUAACCUUUGACUGUAUUUUUCAUUUUACUUUACCAUAGUAGUUAAAAUAAAUUUUAUACCAUAGUAAUAUUUUUCACUUACACAAAAAAUUACCAAAGGUAAGAUAGCAUAAUGGUAAAGCUGUCACGAUAGUGAAGGCUUGCGAAUUGCAGAUACCAAGUUUGAAUACAAGCGAGACUCGUUGGUGUUCCUGGAAAUACAAAGUUACUGAAGGAGAAAUUCCAUUGACGUCGAAUUUGAUUGCAGGCUUUUGCGCCUCCAUUACCAUACCAUUACCAACUCUCGUAAUUUGGCUAAGGAUUUGACAAAAGGGUAUUCAUGUCUCGCCACCAUCAUCAAUAAUUGUGAUCCCCUAGCCAUCCACCUGAAUUAGUGAUAAGGGAUUAUCGUGACUUGCUAUCAUAAUCUUUAAUUAUGGAUGAUUUUUUAUUUGGGCUUAACAAUAAUUAAUUGAACUAAAAUAAGCAAAACGAAAUUUGCAUAACACCAAAAAGCAAAUACUAGUAUUAGUCGACUCUCAGCUUUCAAUUCGUCAAACUAAAGAUUACCAAUGACAAGAAUUUGAGAUGUCACCUCUCCUUCAUUCUCCUUAUCCAUAUCCUAACUGUAGGCAAACUCAAGACUCUUUGCUUAGUCUCUUUGCCCGAAAUUAAACAACCAAAUCUAAUCUAUAUAUUUAAUUAUUUAUUUGAAAUGUAAUUAAUUUCAUAUUCGAUAAUACCGACUGGGAUACCGAAGUACCGUUUGGGAUACCAGAAUAUUUAGUGAUUGGGAUACCGAAAUUAUUUAGGGAUUGAGGUUGGGAUUGACUUUCGGAUAUAAUUUGGUAUUCGGGAUUUCAGUAUUUGGUAUUGGGAUACCGAUACCAUACCGAUUUCCACCCCUUCGUAAUGGUGAUCCCCUUGGCACCCACCGGAAUUAGUGAAUUAAGGGAUUAUCAUGACUUGCCAUCGUAAUCUUAAUUAUAUAUGGAUGAUUAAUUUAUUUGGGCCUAACAAUAAUUAAUCGAACUAAAAUAAGCAAAACGAAAUUUGCAGAACAACAAUUAAUCGUUGGGUCUUAAUCAACAACUGGAGGUGGGCAAUUCCAAGUUACUUAAUAUCUCAAUUGGACAUCAGUUCAGUGCAUUAUAUGAAAUAGCAGCGAAUUAAAACGAGAUACGUUAUACACGAUAGAGACCCGCAAGUUGGAGUUGGACUUUCAUGCUGAAUUGUUAUUUUUGAACCUGCUUACUGAUUGCGCCAGCCAGCCAAAGAUUGUCUAAUUAGUGGACAAGUUGCCGCACAGAGGAGAUCACUUAGCUUGCAGUUGCUGAGAUGUUGACCCAGCCAGGCGAUGCUGUGUAAUUAGAUUACAAAAAUGGCCGCCACAGAAUCAAUGGUUGAUUUCUUCCUCCUUGAUUACGUUUUUCUGGAUUGUUUUUAAUCUUGUUUAUUUCCUCGGAGGUUAACGUUUCGGAGAUGAUCGGCGGUGCCGUCUAUGAUUCUUUGAGUGGGUGUUAUCCCACAAUGCUUGCAACUAGGAGCCCCUCAGCUUGAUCCAAGAUUGACAAACAAUGGAGGCAUGGUAGCUAGAGACUAGGGACCAUUACACAUUUAAAUGAAAAGAAGAAAAAAAAGACCAUUCACAUUACCAUCUCUUUCAAUUGUUGACGAUGUAACGUAUUAUUACAUGUUAAAAAUGACACUAAUUGUGAUUUACAGAAUUGUGUCAAACUUUUACGUGUUUAAUUUUUUUUUUAUAAAUAAUGUCGAGAUUACUCGAGAACAUGUUAAAAUUUGGGUGACAACUGCUUUGCUAUGAUGGUCGCGACGAAAUGCUCAACUAUGGCUUCCCUUUUCAAAUCUUUUCACUUCUCUAUAGAAUUAUCCUUUCCAGAGUCACUGCGAGUCACUCCAACGACUGGUGGUAGCCUCCUCCCUUUUUCCUUUCAAAUUUGACCUUCUUUUCUUCCUUCCUCGGUAUUUUUUUCGUUGUCCCUUCAACUUUUCGUUUUGGUUUCUUGCCCAUUUAUGAGAUUUUCUUUCUUCCUCUUCUUGUAAGAUGGAUGACUUCAGUUCGAGUCUUUGUUAUUUAUCUUCAGAUCUAGAUGCGAUUGGAUAUUUUGCUAGUGGUCAAAGGGGACUAUGAAUAUCUAAUGUAUUUUUCAUUGUGCUUCAAAAGCCAGUUCGAGAACAUGCUGAAAUUUGGGUGACUAAUGAAAUCCAAUGAUAUAAGAUAGAUAAAUGCUCUUUUAUUACCAUGCCUGUAACAACUAUUUUUAUCGGUAUGGAAAUUGUAAUAGGCAAAGGGUUUGUAAUUCAACCCCUAAUUCACUGAUUUGUUAAAAACACUAUAAACUGAUUCAACCAACCAUGCAGGGAUGACAAUUUCGACAUGACCCGUUGUUCUCGACUUGUUUGGCUUGUUUUGGGGCGGGGGGCGGGUUUGGGUACCUCUCAUCGACCCGACCUGCCCUGACCCGUCCCAUUCUUGACCUGUUCUUGCCUAAAUUACAUGUAAGUUUAGUCAAACUACUUAGGAUUUUCCUUUUAUUAUCUCAUAUUUUAGCUAUAAAAAAGUUGUAAAUAAGUGAAAACCUCAAUUUCUCUAAUAAUUUAACUACAUUUUAUCAUAUUAUGGUUUGUUACUUGGUCUUUUAAUGAAAAUAACGAAUAUUUCUAACAUUUUUCACAUAAAUUACAUACCCAUUGAGUCGACCUGCCCCAACCCGCACCCCGUAUUAAAUUAUCCGACCUGGACCCAACCUACCAUGGGACGAGUAUGGGUAUCGAGAUACCCAACCCGGACCUGCCCAUUACCAUUCCUAUGUACACUCCUAAAUCCUAAUUGUCGAUUAGGCUUCCAUUAGAUUGAUUUUUUUUUUGGGUGAGUUUCCAGUUGGCCAAUCAAUCUAAUGCGUAAAGAGCUAGCGCACUAGGGCCUUUGGACCAUAAAACGGCACAAGUCCAGUCCUUUAGUCUCGGCCCAAAUCAAAGCAAAGUAAAUAACAUGAAGCUCGGCCCAGCAUAAAGCGCGAAAUAUUCCGAGUGCAUAUAAAUACUUUCAUCGCCACUUUAGGGUUUGCACUUAGCAGCCGGAGAGUGAGUAGAAGGUUUACCGCAGCCGCCGUCGUUGCAGAGUGCAGAACUUUGAAAGGGAGCCAUGGCCAGAAUCAAAGUCCACGAGUUGAGGCAGAAGUCGAAGGCCGAGCUUUUGAAUCAGUUGAAGGAUCUCAAGGCUGAGCUUGCCCUUCUCCGCGUUGCUAAGGUCACCGGCGGCGCUCCUAACAAGCUCUCCAAGAUCAAGGUGGUGCGCUUGUCGAUUGCCCAAGUGUUGACUGUGAUUUCUCAGACACAGAAAUCUGUUCUGCGUGAGGCCUAUAAGAACAAGAAGUUCUUGCCCCUCGAUCUCCGUCCCAAGAAGACCAGAGCCAUCAGGAGGAGGCUUACCAAGCACCAGCAAUCACUGAAGACUGAGCGGGAGAAGAAGAGAGAAAUGUACUUCCCCAAGAGAAAGUAUGCAAUUAAGGUGUAGAACUAGCCAGGAAAGUUCCGUUUGCUAUUUUCUCUAUAUCUGAAGAGUUAUGAAGGAAGUGCAUUUUGGUAUGAUGAACUGUUUUGCCUUUUGUAUUCUCGUAUUUUGGGGAGUCAAUGUGUGAGCUGAGCAUCGACUCAAAGUUUUGGUUAUAUGGAUUGUUAUUUUACUGGAAGUGAUUCAGUUAGGUUUUUGGUAAUGCAUCAUGUAUUAUCAGUAGUCUGGAUUGGUAGGCAUUACUUGGUAACGUUUCGAUAUAAUCUGCAGCAAAGCAUUAAGUCUUUGUACUGGAAAGGAAAAGCUUGGCAGAUCUAGUGUAUAAGCACAUCUCAACACCUGCAAUCCUUCUGGACACACUGUUCUUAACCAGGAUCCUCCUGCAAUCUGCCGUUCAUAUUGGGAGUUUCAGUUGUGAAAUCAUAUAUUAAAAUCCAACCCAAUCC
Messenger RNA from Linum trigynum, 4286 nucleotides. NCBI's taxonomy places the organism in Eukaryota, Viridiplantae, Streptophyta, Magnoliopsida, Malpighiales, Linaceae. The record is from the annotation of a GenBank genome assembly.